AUGUUGAUACAUACGGUGUUACUAGUUACAGUUUUGAUACCAUGUGUACAACUGAAGAUACAAUAUCUGCCAAACGUUGAACAAGAAAAUAUUAAAUUUGAAGAAUAUUUGAAGCAACUAAAUUUUACUUUGGAGAAUGACAAAAAUUGCAUUGCUAUAGUACAUUCGAACAUCUCUCAAGCAGAAGAUAUAAUAAACAAUUGGCAAAUAACCGAAAAAUUGGCUGUACAAGUAUUAAAUGCACCAAUAAGGCAUUUUUCAAAAAAUAAUACCUUAUACGAACACGCAAUUUUAUUUGUGAAAAAUAUACAAGAAAUUCAUGACUUAACAAAUAGAUUUCUAAAUCAACCCACUGUAUGGUAUAGUGAUCCCAAAUAUCAUGUUUUGCUAUUAGAAGCCAACAAUAUGAUCAACCUAACUAGAGAAUUAAACUUACUUUGGGAAAAUCAUAGGAUUUUAAACUUUAUUCUAAUAUUUGUGAACAAAUCUAAAAAUUUACAGAAAAUCUAUUACAAUGUUUUCAACAAAAAGCUAUCAAAAAUUCCUCAAAAUACUAACAAAAUUAUAGAUAUGGAAGGAUACAAAAUCCGAACUCCAAUGGAUCGUUCUUCAAAAGUGAACGCUAUUUAUGAAAAUGGAAAAUGCAUUGCAGGAAGAGUUUGCAACUUGAUGAAUCCAUUUUUGAAACUUUUUAAAGCUGGAAUAGAGCUAGUUAUUCCAGAAGGAAACGAAAGAAUGUCGUAUUAUAACACCAAACUCGAUUUGUUAAGCAAAAAAAUUGAUAUAAGUUUCUCCGAAUGGUUUUAUACAACAGAGUACAGAAUUUACGCUUCAUAUUCUAUAAAACCAUUUUUGUUAGUUGGAGUAGUACCCAAAGCACCAGUAUUACCUCCAUUAGUAACCUUAUUCUUCAUUUUCGACAUUUAUGUUUGGAUUUUAAUUAUAAUAUCGAAAAUAGUGUUCUUGUAUUUCAAUUACGUUUUUCAAAUGAUUCAAUUAAAACGUGCUCUCAAAUUCAUACUAUUAGGCAGCUCCGUUUACACAAUUAUCUUUCAAAAUACUUUUCAAGGAGCUGUUAUCACAGCUUUGACCACUCCUAAAUUUUUUAGAGAUAUUAACAAUGUGGACGAAUUGGCUUGUAGUGGAUUGAAAGUAUAUGGAGAAAUAGCUUGGCGGGAGUAUUUGCCUGAGAAAUUAAACAUAACUGAUAUGAACUAUAAAGUCAUUGGAUAUUAUAUUUGGACCUUGAAGGAAACUCAAGCAAGCUAUUUAACAUCGGACUACUGGGGGAAAAAUCUACUAUUAAACAAAACCAGGGAAGGAAAAUAUUAUUCACAAUAUUACCAUUUGACGAAAGAUGCUUUAGGUCCAGGAAGAAUUACUUAUCUGUUGGCCAGAAAUUCACCCUUCAAGAAAUACUUUAAUACUUUUUUAUUUCUAAUGAAUGAUUUUGGUAUGUUUUUACCAUUUGCAGAACAAGAGUAUCGAUAUAAAAAUGAGGCAGCUGCUGGUACUACAUUGAAUUUGGAACAUUUGUAUGGAGCAUUUUUAUUGCUGAUUUGCGGCCUUUGCUUCAGUAUGUUGGUGUUCUGGUGCGAAAUAAUUUGGAAUAAGAAAUAUUGAUGAAAUCUUAGUGAAGAAGCAAAAUAUAUUAUUAGUUAUUUUAGUUAACAAAUAGUCAGUCAUAUAGAUAAAGCAUAGCAAAUGUUUUUACUCUACCUGCAACUCUUUUUGCUGCAUUAAAGCUGAAUAUGUUUAUCUCAAAAAACUUAAGUAAAAUCAUUUGCUUCUGUUUUAUUCAUAUAAGUCAAUAUUUCAAAAUAUAUAUUGUGAC
Ceutorhynchus assimilis (cabbage seed weevil) is the source of this 1834-nucleotide messenger RNA. Lineage: Eukaryota; Metazoa; Arthropoda; Insecta; Coleoptera; Curculionidae. The record is from the annotation of a GenBank genome assembly.